This is a messenger RNA of Ctenopharyngodon idella (grass carp), 2509 nucleotides long. RefSeq names its product G protein-coupled receptor kinase 1 a (gene grk1a). Gene Ontology annotation, molecular function: rhodopsin kinase activity; ATP binding. The record is from RefSeq and is a predicted model, not a curated record. The coding region runs from base 1 to 1695 and encodes 564 amino acids. NCBI's taxonomy places the organism in Eukaryota, Metazoa, Chordata, Actinopteri, Cypriniformes, Xenocyprididae. Gene Ontology annotation, cellular component: cytoplasm. Gene Ontology annotation, biological process: protein phosphorylation; regulation of opsin-mediated signaling pathway; signal transduction. The transcript has 7 exons.
AUGGACAUCGGCGGCCUGACUACGGUGGUGGCCAACUCGGCGUACAUCUCGGCCCGUGGCAGUUUCGACGGCACAGCCAACCCGGCGGCCAACCGAGACAAGAAGUACCACGACAAGCUCAAGCUGCCCCACAUCACGUUGUGCGAAGAUCUGCGAGAAACCCUGGAUCUGCAGUUCAAGAGCAUCUGCGUGGAGCAACCCAUCGGAAAACGGCUGUUUCAAGAGUACCUGGAAACCACCAGCGAGUACAAGGGCCCGAGUCGUCUCUGGAAGGACGUGGAGGCGUACGACACGGCCGAGGAUAAGGAUCGAGUUCAGAAAGCCACGAAAAUCCUCCAGCGCUACAUGGAGCCCUCAGCCAAGCUCUUCUGCCCGUUUUUACCCGAGAACGACAUCACCAAGGUGAAGGAACGACACCAGGAGGCGGCGGACGACCUGUUCGUGGAGAUCCAGGCCAGCGUCUUCAACUUCCUUAAAGAGGUUCCCUUCACCUUCUAUCUAGAGACCAUGUACUUUAAGCGCUUCUUGCAGUGGAAGUGGCUGGAGAUGCAGCCCAUAGGUGAGGACUGGUUCCUGGACUUCCGUGUUCUGGGAAAAGGUGGAUUCGGGGAAGUGUCCGCCUGUCAGAUGAAGGCCACAGGGAAGCUGUACGCCUGCAAGAAACUCAACAAGAAGAGGCUGAAGAAGAGGAAAGGCUAUGAGGGAGCCAUGGUGGAGAAACGGAUCCUGGCUCGAGUUCACAGUAGAUUCAUCGUGUCGCUGGCGUACGCCUUCCAGACCAGAACAGAGCUGUGUCUCGUCAUGACCAUCAUGAACGGAGGAGACCUGAGGUAUCACAUCUAUAACGUGGACGAGAAUAACCCCGGGUUCUCUGAGGCCAGAGCCUGUUAUUACGCUGCUCAGAUCAUCCAGGGCAUGGAGCAUCUCCACCAGAAGAGAAUCAUCUACAGAGACCUGAAACCAGAGAACGUCCUGCUGGAUAAUGAAGGGAACGUCCGGAUCUCAGAUCUCGGUCUGGCGGUGGAACUCGCAGACGGUCAGGAGAAAAUCAAAGGCUACGCUGGAACACCAGGGUUCAUGGCCCCGGAGCUGCUGAAGGGCGAGGAGUACGAUUACUCCGUGGAUUACUUCACUCUCGGGGUCACGCUGUACGAGUUCAUCGCCGCUAAAGGACCCUUCAGGACUCGAGGAGAGAAGGUGGAGAAUAAAGAGGUGAAGAAGCGGAUCCUGAACGACCCCGUGACCUACUCAGAGAAGUUCAGUGAGAACGCCAAGUCCAUCUGUGAAGCUCUGCUGGCCAAAGAGGUGGACAAGAGACUGGGCUUCAAGAACGGUACGUGUGACGAGCUCCGCGCUCAUCCGUUCUUCAGCGAACUCAACUGGAGGAAACUUGACGCAGGGAUUCUGCCGCCUCCUUUCGUCCCUGAUUCCAAGACCGUCUACGCCAAGGAUCUGGACGACGUGGGCGCGUUCUCCACGGUGAAGGGGGUCGGCCUGGAGGACGACGACAAGGUGUUCUUCGACGAGUUUGCGUCAGGAAACAUCUCCAUCCCGUGGCAGGAGGAGAUGAUCGAGACUGGCAUCUUCGGCGAGCUGAACGUGUGGGGUCCGAACGGAACGGUGCCCAACGACCUGCGCCGGGAGUCCAUCCUGGAGCAGCCGCCGCCCAAAUCCUCCACCUGCAGCGUCUCAUAGUCACACGGGCGCAGAACUGUACUGAUCACAACCACAUUUACUUCCAGCUUCAGCUAUUUUAAAGGGGGCGUCGCUGUCAGUAUUUACAGUAGUGAUUAUUGAUUUUGAGUUUAUUGAACCAUAAACUGAGUUCCAGCGCUCAGUGAGUUUACAUGCACUCUUCUGUUCAAGCAUGACUCGCAUUAGGCUUCUAAACAGAAUAUCUAAGAAUGAGGAAAGAAUAGAGGGAAACGCUUUGCAGUCGUCUUUUUGACAUCCAUACAGGUCAGUGAGUGAUAAAAACAACCGUAUGUGAAAUUAAAUAAAUAUGAAAUACUAUUAUAUAUGAGUAAUACUGACAUUGUUCUCUGAUCUGAAUCAUGAGAAUGUGUAUAUUUGUGUUUAUAAUCAGUUACAUGCAACAGAACAUAAUACAGUCUGCUGUGAAAUGGUCGAGUGAAUAAUUCAAUGCAUUUCUCAUUUUUAUUAAACUGAUUUCAUGCUUUGAAACCUCAAUGUUUUUGACUGGUCUUAGUGAAUUAUUUUAACAGCUUUAAUUAAUGCCUUGAUUGAUUGUGAUUGUGUUUUAUGACCAUGUCUGUGGUCGUUCACUGCGAUGGGUUAACAGAGCGAUUAGAGGUUAAACAGAUGCUGUUAACUAGUCCUGCCACUGUUGCCACCAACACAAAGACGCUUCUGUGCAUGAAUCGCUUUUUAAGUGCCCUAGAAAAGACAUCAGUAGCUCGACUUUUUGAAAACCCAAUUUUUAUUCAUGUAAAAAGCUGUAAAUGUCUAUAGGUUGCAUUGAUUGUUGAAGUACUUAUGAAGAAUGUGA